Anneissia japonica is the source of this 1108-nucleotide messenger RNA. Its product is annotated as chymotrypsinogen 2-like. The transcript is spliced from 7 exons. Gene Ontology annotation, biological process: proteolysis. Lineage: Eukaryota; Metazoa; Echinodermata; Crinoidea; Comatulida; Comatulidae. Gene Ontology annotation, molecular function: protein binding; serine-type endopeptidase activity. The record is from RefSeq and is a predicted model, not a curated record. The coding region runs from base 1 to 1011 and encodes 336 amino acids.
AUGGCGUUAGUUGGUAAUCGUGACGUUAUUCUCAUCCAUUUUCUGUAUGUGUCAUUAGCGACCGGAUUCUCCUCUCUAUCCAAGACGACUGUACAAGGCUGUAAUGGGACUAGAUGUCCAAAUGACGUGUGCAUAAGUAAUACAAGCAUUUGUAACGGGAUUAACAAUUGUGGUGACUGGUCAGAUGAAUUAGGUUGCAACAAUUCAUCUGUUACUGUAUGUGGAAUGCAACAAACUCAAGUAAGCAGUUUUCGAAUUGUUGAUGUUGAAGAUUCACGUCCGGGAGAUUGGCCCUGGGUGCUUCUGUAUGGGAGCUAUGAUAGGCCUUUCUUUAUCUGUGGUGCUUCUUUAAUCAGCGAACGAUGGGCCAUAACUGCUGCUCACUGCGUUGUAGGGUUUAAAACUAUUACGGCAGGAAUAACAACUUCAGGCGAUAAUUCUGUGUUUCGUGAAAGUGUCGAUAUUGCCGAGACUAUCAUCCAUCCAGAAUAUGAUGCCGUUAGUAAUGAUAAUGAUAUUGCAUUACUUAGACUCUAUCCACCGCUACAAUUUAAUCUCUUUGUUCAACCAAUUUGCUAUGAAAACUUGCAAUAUCGGCCAGGUACAUUGUGUUAUGCAGCAGGAUGGGGACUUUCUCUGGAAUAUGGUACCAAUCUGCAAGUUAGAAGUGUUUUCCUGCUGAGUAUCGAAGAAUGCCGCAGUCUAUACCCCGAAUAUAACGUAACUGACAAUAUGAUUUGUGCUAUAUAUACUUCUAGCCGUGUACUCGCUUUAUUCAAUGAAAAAGGUGGUCCUUUGAUGUGCGAGUCAGAUGAUGGUACCUGGAACCUUGUCGGUGUCAAAAGCUUUGAAGUAGGAUUCAUGGCUGGAGUAUAUACUAAAGUGUCUAAAUAUGCAGAAUUCAUUCAGCAGACGAUCAGUACAAGCUACAGUGCACACAAUGAGCCAACAACUUGGAUAGCAGAGUUCCGCAUGAGUGAUUCACCCCACAUCUUUAUAUGUCUGAGUUAACGCAUGAAUGGUUUCAUGGACCUUCUCAGGACUUUUUUCCUAACCCACAUCUUUAUAAUCUACUUUUGCUGAGAGUUCCGCUUUAACAAUUCCGUGG